AUGCAGGCCGCUAUCGGCUUGGCCAGCUGGCUGGUUGGCAAGGUGCUGGAUAAGUUCUCUGAUGAAUUGGUGGCCGCAUAUGUGGCCAGCUCCGAGCUUGGCCUCAACUCCGACCAGAUCCAGACCAAGUUGAAGUACAUGCAAGGGUUGCUGCACUUUGCCCAGGAGAGGGAUGUGAGCAGCAACCCUGGCCUGCAGAGCUUGCUGGAGAACCUGAGCAAGAAGGCUGAUGAGAUUGAGGACGCGCUGGAUGAGCUCCACUACUUCAUAAUACAAGACCAACUGGAUGGCACCUGGGAGGCUGCCCCGGAGCCGGGUGAUGGCCUCCACGGUCAUGCCACCCAUGCCGUCCAUGCUGCUAACUACACCAUUGGUAACUCGCUCCUAUGCUUUUCUUGCUUGCAACCAGGGCGAUUUGCCCUUCCUUUUCGGAAAAAACAAUGCCUUUCUUGCUCGCGUACUCAAGAUGAUGAGUGUGCUGCUGCUACUGUAGUUAGCAAUGACCCACACAAUGUGACCAGGUCUGCUAGUAGCAAUGAUGCUGUUGGGAAGUUGAAAUUCGAUAGGGUGGCCAUGUCCAACAAAAUCAAGUCACUGAUACAGAGCAUACACAGCCUAUGUGAUCCCGUAUCUGACUUGCUGAACAAAAUCCCAAAUAAUAGCACAGCUAUCACCCUUAAAAGGCCUCCCACGGGUUCAACUGUUGCACAAGAUAAAUUAUAUGGGAGAAGCGUCAUUUUUGAGCAAAUUGUAAAUGCACUAACUAGUGGCACAUAUCAUGGUGAAACCCUUUCUGUUCUUCCUUUUGUUGGCCCUGGGGGUAUGGGAAAGACAACUUUCACCCAACACUUGUAUAAUGAUGAAAGGACCAAGAGUCACUUUGCUGUCAAGGUCUGGGUCUGUGUUUCAACUGAUUUUGAUGUCCUUAAGCUAACCCAACAGAUCCUUAGCUGCAUACCUGCAACUGAAAAGGAAGAAUACAAUUGUACAAAUGAGACAACCAAUUUAGACCUUCUUCAAAAAACCAUUGCAGCGAGAUUGAAGUCCAAAAGGUUUUUAAUCGUCUUCGAUGAUAUUUGGAAAUGCAAUAGUGAAAGUGAUUGGAAUAACUUGUUAGCUCCAUUCAAAAAGGGGGAAACCAAGGGCAGCAUGGUUCUUGUCACAACUCGGUUUCCAUCUAUAGCAGAUUUGGUGAAAACAACUCAUGUAGUAGAACUGCAUGGUUUGGAGCCUAAUGACUUCUUUGAAUUGUUUGAAGCAUUUAUAUUUGGUCAUAACAAGCCUGGACAUUAUGAAGAUGACUUAAUUGAUGUUGCAAGAGAUAUUGCCAAGAAACUAAAGGGUUCGCCCCUAGCAGCCAACACAGUUGGUCGGUUGUUGAGGAAAAACCUUUCUCGGGAACAUUGGACUGGAGUUCUUGAAAAGAAUGAGUGGCAAAACACAAAAAAUGAUGAUGAUAUUAUGCCGUCUCUAAAAAUUAGCUACGAUUACCUUCCUUUCCUUCUAAAAAAAUGUUUUUCUUAUUGUGCCCUCUUCCCUGAAGAUUAUAAGUUUUUUAAUUUAGAAAUUACUAGCUUUUGGACUGCGAUAGGUAUCCUAAACCCAAGUUCUGAAAACAAUAAGAAUUACUUAGAAGAAUUAGUGAACAAUGGUUUUCUCAUGAAGGUAGUUGAUACGUAUGAUAAUCAAUACUUCGUUAUGCAUGAUUUAUUGCAUGAACUAUCCCGAAAUGUUUCAUCACAAGAAUGUGUCAAUAUAAGUAGUUUAAAUUUUAGUGUUGAUGAUAUACCACGUUCUGUUAAACACCUAUCAUUCACCACAAAAAAUAUAUAUGAUGAAAGUUUUGGGGAGGAGAUAGGUAAAUUGAAGCUUGUGAUAGACAUUGAAAAUUUGCGGACUUUGAUGAUUUUUACGUUAUAUGAUGCGAGAAUAGCCAAUAUUCUAAAAGAUACAUUUGAAGAAAUAAAUGGUCUCCGAGUUUUAUUUGUAGCGAUGAGCACUCCAACAUGUUUGCCAAACAGGUUUUCAAAUCUUAUCCACCUCCAAUACCUUAAAAUUAGUUCACUUCGUCGCUGGAAAGAAAUGACGUUACCUAGCACAUUGUCUAGAUUCUACCACUUGAAAUUUUUAGACCUCAAUGGCUGGCGUGGUAGUGAAAAGUUGCCUAAAGAGAUUAGCCGCCUUGUGAAUUUACGACAUUUUCUUUCUUCCAAAGAACUCCAUUCCAAUAUUCCUGAGGUUGGAAAGAUGAAGUUUUUAGAUGAGCUAAAAGAGUUCUAUGUUAAGAAAGAGGGUGUUGGGUUUGAUCUGAGAGAGCUGGGGGAAUUGAGAGAACUCGGGGGUGAACUCAGCAUAUGUAAUCUUGAAACCGUGGCGUCCAAGGGAGAAUCUAGCGAAGCAAAAUUAAAGAACAAAAGAAAUCUGAAAAAGUUGAGAUUAGUAUGGGGUACAGAGCACCAGAUUAUAGAUGAUGGUGUUCUUGAUGGCCUUCAACCACACACUAAUCUUAGGGUGCUUGGCAUUAUAAAUCCUGGUGUUGUUCCUUGUCCUAGAUGGUUGUGUGGUGGCAUUAGCACAAUGAGGUUGGAGUCUCUUCAUCUGGAGGGUCUUUCUUGGUGUCCUCUUCCAGCAUUUGAGCAGCUACCACACCUCAGCAGUCUCACUUUGAAAAAUAUUACUGGGAUGAGUGUGUUUGGUCCUGGCUUUAGUGGUGUUACAGAAAGAAGCUUCAUGCACCUGAGGACACUUGAGUUUGAGAAUAUGCCAGAGCUUGAGAAGUGGGUUGGGGAACCUAAUAGCCGUCUAUUUUCAAGGCUUGAAAGCAUUAAGGUUGGAGGUUGUCCCCUUCUCAGCUUUUUUCCCUUCUUGGAGUGCUCUGACCUAUUUUCCAACCUGUGUAGUCUUCAUAUUGAUAACUGCCCCGAGUUGUCUCAGUUCCCACCCAUGCCUCACACCUCCACACUAACAGAUAUUCGUGUGAAAAAUGGUGGGUCAAGGCUAUUGUAUGAUGGUAAGGAAUUGAGCAUUAAAGGGUAUACCAGGGCUUUGGCUUUCGACAAUAUGGAUAAAGUAGAGGUUAUGAAAAUUACGGAUGUGUCACACAUUUCCUUUUCAGACCUCCGGAAACUAAACUUGUUGAGAAGUAUUCGUUUCAAGAUAUGCGACGACAUGUUUUCUGCAGAAAUGGCUGACAAUGUUGUCCUCUACUCAGUUCAGAAUCUUGCUAUAGAGGAAUUAUGUAUUACUGGAGAAUUAUUUUCGCAGGUGUUGAAGUGUUUUCGAGCCCUUUCCCAGCUUACCAUCAAAGAGUGUGAGAGCCUCGAACUUCUGUCUAUGGAGGAUGGAGGACUCUCAGACCUCGAGAUGCUCCAAUCAUUUACAGGAAGGAACUGUGGGAAUCUGUUCUGUGGGUGGCCCAAGGGAGAGGUAGGUUGGGGAGCUCAUGCCAUCAAGCCUUUCCCUACUUCUCUUAGGGAACUUAAUAUUUUCUUAGAGCCAAGCAUGCAAGCAAUGGGUCUGCUCUCAAACCUCACAUCCCUCGCCAGCCUUAGCUUGUUAGGUUGUGAAAAAUUAACAAUGGAUGGGUUCAAUACUCACAUCAUGGUCAACCUCAAGAAACUGACCAUAAAUGAUAUGUAUUGGGGACAAGAGAAAAUCCCUGUAGCACGGGAUCUGCUCUCGAGAAUUGCAAGGAGAAAAUUAAUGUGUGCAGGCUCUUUCCUGUUGGAAGAAUUUGAGGUGGAUAGCAGCUCGACAGUGCUUACUUCUCCCAUCUGCAGCCACCUAGCCGGUACCCUCCACACAUUGGAGUUCAGUUAUGAUCAAAGGGUGAUGACCUUCACGGAAGAGCAAGAGCAAGCACUUCAGCUUCUCAGCUCCCUCAAAUUUCUAGAAUUUCGAGAUUGCAACAAUCUGCAGUCCCUCCCUCAAGGGUUACGUGGCCUUUUUUCUCUCAAGACACUAAGGAUCAACAGUUGUAGGAAUAUCCUAUGCCUGCCGCGAAAGGAGGGGCUCCCUGCUUCACUGGAAAAGCUAGAAGUAAUUUCUUGCAGUCCUGAUGUAACUGAGCUAGCCAAGACAUUGGAAGAAAGUGACCCAUGGUUUUCGGUAGACAUAAGGGCAUAG
Molecule: messenger RNA, 4125 nt
Organism: Triticum turgidum subsp. durum (durum wheat)
Lineage: Eukaryota; Viridiplantae; Streptophyta; Magnoliopsida; Poales; Poaceae
Source: the annotation of a GenBank genome assembly